Molecule: messenger RNA, 315 nt
Organism: Ilex paraguariensis (yerba mate)
Lineage: Eukaryota; Viridiplantae; Streptophyta; Magnoliopsida; Aquifoliales; Aquifoliaceae
Source: the annotation of a GenBank genome assembly
AUGCCCUUCUUUCGAAUUUCCCAGAUGAUUUACCUUGCGGGCACUGUUGCAGUCUCUGGCUUCGAAACUGAAGAGAUAUGCUAUAGGCAGGAUGUCAUAUUCACCGUGCACAGCGAGUUGCUUCAGAAGUGCGUCAAGAAAUUGCUGUUGCAAGUAUAUGUGUACGAAAUCCUCAAGCUAUACCGCCACAAGUUGCCGGGGACCAUGGCCAAAGCCUCAACCACAGAAAUUUGGCUGCAGCAUUGGAGGGGAGAAGGACAGUUCAGUAGCAAAAUUUCAUGCUUACCUGUGGAGGGGAAAUUUUGUUUAGUAUAA